This is a messenger RNA of Cyprinus carpio (common carp), 2866 nucleotides long. RefSeq names its product leucine-rich repeat and IQ domain-containing protein 3 (gene lrriq3). The coding region runs from base 149 to 1942 and encodes 597 amino acids. The record is from RefSeq and is a predicted model, not a curated record. NCBI's taxonomy places the organism in Eukaryota, Metazoa, Chordata, Actinopteri, Cypriniformes, Cyprinidae. Gene Ontology annotation, molecular function: protein binding. The transcript is spliced from 7 exons.
ACAAAACAGCAGACUGAGAAUUAGAUUUUUUUGUUUAAUUUUUGUGAAAUAUGUCCAAAUAUAUAUUAGGAACUAUACUAUAAAUCAUGUACUGUUGACAGUAGUCCUACCUCAGGAUGUUUUUGUGAUAUAUAUAUAUAUAUAAAAAAUGUUUUCUUCAAAAAAUGGAAGAGAUGAUUUUCACAAAGAUGUGAAAAUGGUUUCUCUGGAGGGAUACUGGGCCUAUUUGGUAAACUGCUCUCAGUGUCUGAUACUGGAUCAUGGCUACUGGACAUCAGAGAGUGAGAAAGAGCUGAAGGACAUUCUGAUGGUCAGAUUGAGCAGUUUGCUUUUAAAGAGUCUGGAUCAGAUUGGAUCUUGCAGAGCACUGCGAAUUUGCUUCUUGGCUGACAACUUUCUGACGAGGAUCGACGCUCUGAUGGAAUGCACUCGCUUGGUGAAGUUGGAUCUGAAAGGAAAUCAGAUUGUUCAGCUCCCUGAUGCUUCGUGUUGGAGUCAUCUGAAAGAAUUGCAACUUCUAUAUCUACACGACAACAACAUGUCAACUUGGAACAAUAUUAAAGGCUUGUCUGGCUGUUUAAACCUGACUGCUUUGACUCUCUAUGACACCCCGCUCAGUUUAAAGAAGAGCUACAGACACUGUCUGGUCAACAGUAUAUGGUCACUGAAGGCCUUGGACAACUUUGUUAUCUCUGAUGAGGAAAUCAUUCAAAACUGGUCUCUUCCUAUUCGAUUCAAAGCCAUGAAUCAACACUUUUGUGUCAGUUUGUACCCAUCUUUAAAGUCGGAUUCAUUUGAGACAGAGAUGAAAGCGGCAUAUAAAAUAAUUUCAGAGAUAAACAGGAUUCAGGCUGUUUAUUGCCCUACACUUAUUAUACAGCGCUGGAUUCGAGGUCAUUUAAUUAGAAAAAGCCUUGGGCUUUGCAGUACAAGGAAACAGAUAACGUCUGAGAAACCAUUCAUUUCCAUGCCUUUGAGCACAGAAAAUGACCAGGUACAAUCCCAGUCUCAGAAAACCAUGGAGGAAGACACAGAUGACCACCCGGAACAAGGUACUGAAGAGAGAAAUAAAGAGAUCCAAAGACUUCAUGUGAACCUUGAUAAGCUGAUGCAAACUGGCUAUGCAGAGGUAAUGGUGUAUUUAAAUGUAGACUCUUCACUUAACGUUUGUCACUUUGACACAGGUUAUACAGGACGCUGCAGUAUUAAAUCAAAUGACCGUCAACAAGACAUAAAAGCACCAUGCAACACCCCUCAGUGCAGUCCAAGUCUGAAAUCUAAGGCCCAUCUAAACACACUUGACCAAGAUAUCAGUGUGACUGUUGAUCUCUGUAAUGAAGAAACUGAAGAAGGAACCUUUCGUGUUUUGGGACUAAAAGCUUUGGUCCACCAGAGUGAGCCACUGAGUGAUAUGUUGUGGUCCCGUAAAGCUGCAGGACAGGACGUACGUGAGGCCAUCAGCCAUUUUCACACUCAGAGACCGGAUCCACCACCGCACUCUUCUGCCAUUAUUUCAGGGAAGCGUCUGAUUGGUUUAUGCCAUGACAAAAUCAGCCUCACCCCCUUCAAAGUCAUUGAAAGAGUCCAUCAAGCAUUUGAUAAAGCCAAAAUGCAGAAACACCUUGCAGAGAAGGUAACUGAGCGCCAGAUUGACCGUGAAGUAGCCAAGGGUCACAGAGACAUCUUUAGAGAAGCUUACAGGACAGAAGUACGUCUGCGGCAGGAGCGGGAAAGGGUGGAUAUGGAGAAAACUCUUACUCUACAGAGAGCCAAACUGGAGCAGGACAUCCAUCAUGCACGUCAGAAACAUGCCCAGUUUUUGGAAGAGAAGAGGAUGAGGAUCCAGGAGCAAGAGAUGGUUUGCAGUUUCAGCCAACAGCACAACUCUCUAGCGAGGGCCAUGCUUAGAUACCACACAUGGAAACGUGGUAACCAGCAAUAAAUGCAUGAAUGUUUUUUAUCAAACUUUCGGUUUAACAUGAAAUUUACAUAUUGGUUAGUUAGAACCCUUUGUGGACAGUAUUUUCAAAAGCAGAGAUAUACUGCGCUAUAGUAUAUCUAAUAAUAUAUUACAGUACUUACCAGAAGAUGUCUGCAAAGAUUAUAUUAUAGACAUCUGCUCCUCUUUUCAAAAUCCAACAUAUUGCAUAACUGGAAUCCAAAAAAACUCCCCUAAUACACAACCACCCCCAUCCUUCAGGCACAAGUAUUAAGAAACUAGUAGCCACCAACUUUACAUAACAAGUAAUUCCACAUUAUCUGGGUCAAUAUUACACUCUUUACAUAAGCACUUAAGAAAGAUUAACUGAAUGGCAUGUUUUAGCAGGAGAACUGACUCAAAUAACAAUAUGUUUUGCUAUAUUUCUCAACAGUUGUAGUAUAACAGGAGGACCUAUAAAUGAUCUUUAAAUGCCAAGGCAAGUUUAGCUUGACAUUGAAUAAAGAUGAGCUACACUUAAUUGCUACAUGUAACAGUAUUUAUUUAAAAAGGUCUUGUCCAAUGAAUCAGCAGUGUGAAAAUCAAGGCAUUGUUCUGGCCUUACAUAAAAAGGUAGUCUAACAUCCACCACUAACUAGACUGAAAAUCUAUGCAAACGUGAUUGUCCCAGGAAGUACCACAUAUCGACUUUGCCACCCAUUUGAAGUUCAUUAGUUUUAUUUUGAGUACUUUGAGUCAUUGAGAAUGACAACACCGCGAUAUACUGGCUUAGUCUUCUGGAAGUGGCAUCUGUAGAGAGUUUUACAAUAUUGCACAUGAUCCUAAAUUCUAGCUUAAAAGGUGAAAUAUCUAAAAAAAAAAAAACGAGAAUUAUUAUCAUUUUUAAAUAAUAUUAAAGGGAUACUCCACCCCAAAAUAAUUUUGUCA